AUGUUAAAGAUGCAACGAGAACUUCGAGCGGGUAUUGGAGUGUCCAACACGAAAACCGGGUCUUUUCAGUUCUACGGGCCCUCAUCUCACAUAUGCUUCAUCCAGAGGAUACAUCAGCGACUGAAGUCGCGCACACGUGAAACCCUACUUGAUCAACAGAACGGCCCCGUUCCGGAUGGGCUAGAGAAAUGGGGCAUACACCAUUUCUUAUUUGCUUGUGAAAGCGAAUUCUCCCCAUUCUCGGCCCCGGUCAGUAACGCGUGCUUGCCCAGAGAAACAGGAUAUGGCUUCAUCAACUCUUUCUUUCAUAUCAUUCACCCCCAAAUCCCGUUGCUUAAUCAGUCAGAGGUUACCCAGCUGUGGGACGGUGUCUGGGAGGCACCCACUCCGGGAAAACCAGGCAAAGGCAGAGAUGUUUUGUUCAUGGUUUUAGCACUUGGGGCUAAAAUAUCACCUCGUGGCUCAGAGCGUGCUGCAGAUUAUCUGGACAAAUGGGCUGAAUAUCUCUGGGCGCACUCCAACAACUAUAGCGCUCUCUUCCAAGAAUCGAGCCUCAAAGGCACGCAUUUCUUGUUGCUAAAGGCAAUGUUUGCGUUACAUUCCAUGAGACCAAAUGAUGUGUAUUUGUAUACGGGCCACGCAGCCCGUAGUGUUCUUACUCUUGGUCUCAAUCGGGGUCAGGUCGCCAACGGCAGCAGUCUAUCCAUGCAUCGUCUCCGCACAACCUUCUGGACAGUGUAUUCGCACGAAAGGAUGUCUGCUUUCUUUACCGGACGCCCAUCUAGCAUCUCGGAUCGCCAUAUCGACGUCGCCCACCUCGAAGAUUCUCCCCUCAUUGAUCAUGUCUCACUGAGUGGAAAUUCCUUGGAUAAAACGGCACCAAUCAUAAACUGUGCAUUUAUCCGAGCAACGGCGGAAAUUGCGAAGAUUGUCGAGACUGUGUCCACGGAUGUUUUCUCCCUCGCCAGCGUCUCGACGAACGGAUAUUCCGUCAAGACAGCAGAGACCAUCAACACAUGCGAUAAAGCAUUGAACGUCAUUUUAGGACAUCUACCGGAAUAUCUCCAAUUCCCUGAUCCCAAUCGCGCUAUUGGUAAGGACUGGCAGGAAAUUCAACGCACACACCUCGGCCUCACUUAUCAUUUGACAAAAUUGAUGAUGCAUCGACCAGCUCUCGUCCUUAUAACAUUGCACAGUCACUCAGGAGAGCAAUCUCCCAAUAUGCCGAGUCUACAAAAGUCAAUUGACACCGCCAUUUCCUCGGCCAAAUGCAUUGUCGAUUUGACUCAUCAAGCCAUCUCCACUCGCAUCCCGGUCAUCCAAAACGACGCUUCAAUUGCGAGCUUCAUCAUGUCCGCAUGUGUUACGCUACUAUACAACGUCAUAGAGCCGAGCGUAACUUCUACCUAUGCCAAGGAAAUUUUCAGUCACGUUGAGCGUGCCAUACAUUGUCUAGAUAAGAUGGAGCACGUUGGACCUACGACUGGUAAGGCACUGAGCGUGGAUGUGAUGAAAUGCGCCAAGGAUGCCUUGAUGUUAUCAAAUAGUGAUAUUCGUUUUGAUCACACGAUGAUUGAUGAAUUUCCCUGGCUAAAUUACGGCUCAGAGCCAAUCGACGAUCAAAACCUGACUGGUGAUGUUGAACAUCCCCUAAAUUUUGACGCGCAAAUGGCCGAAAUGCCUUCACAUGACGGUGAUCUCAACCCAAAUGUAAAUGACCUGAUACCUGCUGAUAUUUCCGGCAUGAAUGGUUUAUCGUAUUGGUUAAAUGGCAAUUUCUUCGAUUUUGGUAUCCCAGAAAAUCUCAAUUGA
Penicillium expansum is the source of this 1812-nucleotide messenger RNA. RefSeq names its product fungal specific transcription factor domain-containing protein. The record is from RefSeq and is a predicted model, not a curated record. Gene Ontology annotation, biological process: DNA-templated transcription. The transcript has 4 exons. Gene Ontology annotation, molecular function: DNA binding; zinc ion binding. Lineage: Eukaryota; Fungi; Ascomycota; Eurotiomycetes; Eurotiales; Aspergillaceae. The coding region runs from base 1 to 1812 and encodes 603 amino acids.